UUGGUAACAGUUUAAUCCUAUUCCUAUUAUAUAUCUGAGGAUUCUUCUUUCUUCUUCUGGGUUUAGCAAAUCUUUACAAAGAAAAAAAAUAACAUUUUCAUUUAACACUCUAAAGAGUAAACAUCCAAACACUUAUAUAAACCCUAAAAUUUUGGGUUUUGAGGAAAAAAUUACUAUUCAUCAUCAUCAUCAGAUCUCCACAAGAAAAAAAGAUUCAAUCUUUUCUGUUUUUGUUUGGUAAUAAUGGCGAGUUCAUACCCGGGUGCUGAUCGGGUGGGAUCGUAUUUUGUAGCGCAGUAUUAUCAGGUGUUUCAACAGCAUCCUGAUCUUGUUCAUCAGUUUUAUGAUGAUUCCAGUUCUAUGAUUCGUAUUGAUGGCGAUUCCACCCAAUCUGCUUCUUCAAUGCUGCAAAUCCACACUCUUGUCACUUCUUUAGCUUUUACUGCAAUUGAGAUCAAGACCAUUAAUUCGCUCGAGUCAUGGAAUGGAGGUCUUACGGUGAUGGUUUCUGGAUCUAUUAAAAACAAGGAUGUCGGUGGCAGGAGGAGUUUUGUGCAGAGCUUUUUCUUGGCUCCUCAGGAGAAGGGCUACUUUGUUCUUAAUGAUAUCUUCCAGUUUAUUGACGAGGAAAGUAUUUACCAGCAGCAUCAGCUUCCUGUCUCAUCUGAAAAUGUAUACCAGCAACAUUCAGCUGGGAUAUCAUCUGAGGACAUUCAUGACACACAAUUGAAUGCUUCUAGCAAUCUUCUAGAGCCUCCAGUUUCCGACUAUGCUUUGGAAGAAGAAGCUAGGGAGUAUGUGGACUCAGUGCAUAUAGAAGAUGAUCCAGUGGACAAGUACAGUCUCCCAGAACAACAGUUGCAGCAAGAUUUUGAGACUGAAGUCGUAGUUGAAGAAACUCCUGUUGAGGAGACACCUACUUCAUUUCAAGGUGUUGUGAAUGUUGUGCAAGAUUCUCCAGCUGUUGCUUGGGAAGAACCUACAGAAGAUGCUCCACGGAAAACUUAUGCAUCUAUUUUACGGGUUGCUAGGGGUCAGUCAUCAGUUGCGACUCAUACACCUGCGACUCAUUCACCUGCUACUCAUCCACCAGCUACUCUUCCACCUGCUACUCAUCCACCUAUUAACAAGAGUCUCCCAACGACUUCUGAUUGGAAUCAUGUACCGGAAUCCACACCUCAGCCAUCAGACUCUGGAUUGUCUAAUCUGUCUGAUUCUGGAUUUGAAGCAAACGACAACUUCGGACUAGAUGAAGGUGAACCAAAAUCUGUCUAUGUUAGAAACUUGCCAUCUGAUAUCACUGCUGCCGAACUUGAUGAGGUAUUUAGGAACUUUGGCAGAAUCAAGCCUGAUGGUGUGUUUGUAAGGAAUCGGAAGGAUGUUAUUGGCGUUUGCUAUGCUUUCGUUGAGUUUGAAGACCUUGCGAGUGUUCAAAAUGCAGUCCAGGCAUCUCCGAUACAGCUGGCUGGAAGGCAGGUCUACAUUGAGGAGCGAAGGCCAAACACUGGCAUUGCUUCUCGAGGUGGAGGAGUUCGAGGUGGAAGAGGAAGAGGCCGAGGCAGUUAUCUAGCAGAUGCACCAAGAGGGCGAUUUGGUUCCCGCCCUGUGGGGGGCAGGGGAAGCAAUCAAGAUGGCGGUGACUACUCUAGACCCAGAGGUAAUGGUUUCUAUCAGCAGCGGGCUUCACGAUAGGAGAAAGGCUAAUAACCAGUGUGUUCCAGCCGGAAGCGCUCAGGCUUACAUCCAGGUUUUUGAUCUAGAACAAUUGUAACAAGUUUUUUGAGUGAUUGAUUUCCCAAUCAAAUGUCUUUCUUUCGACGUGUACUUUUUUGAGGUGUGCUAUUACAGAUGGAGUGUUAGAGAUAAA
This is a messenger RNA of Mercurialis annua (annual mercury), 1867 nucleotides long. Its product is annotated as nuclear transport factor 2. The transcript has 9 exons. Lineage: Eukaryota; Viridiplantae; Streptophyta; Magnoliopsida; Malpighiales; Euphorbiaceae. Gene Ontology annotation, cellular component: cytosol; ribonucleoprotein complex. The coding region runs from base 244 to 1692 and encodes 482 amino acids. Gene Ontology annotation, molecular function: mRNA binding. The record is from RefSeq and is a predicted model, not a curated record.